Symphalangus syndactylus (siamang) is the source of this 6848-nucleotide messenger RNA. It is a transcript of the gene EBF1, whose product is annotated as EBF transcription factor 1. Gene Ontology annotation, molecular function: DNA-binding transcription factor activity; DNA binding. Gene Ontology annotation, biological process: regulation of DNA-templated transcription. The record is from RefSeq and is a predicted model, not a curated record. NCBI's taxonomy places the organism in Eukaryota, Metazoa, Chordata, Mammalia, Primates, Hylobatidae.
CGGGCCGCGGGGUGCGUCCGCAGCCGCUGCGCUCCGCUCUCCGCCGGGGCUCCGCGCUCUCCAGCCGCUCUGCCUUCGUCGCCUUCGGCCGGAGGACCUGGAGCUGUCUGCGAGGAGCCCACGCUUUGCCAGCACUUUCCCCUGCCUCGUCUGUGACUGUUUUCAUUUUGUUUUAACCCAGAAGAGGCGUCUCAACACAGCAUGUUGGAUAUCUGUGUUUUAUGUUUUUAUGUGAUUGCUCUUUCUUUUCCGGCCGGCUGUCUUUUCUUCUUUCCCUUCGCUCUUCCUUUCUCUCUUUUCUUUCUUUCUUUCUUUCUCUUCCUUCUUCCUUUCUUCUUUCCUUUCUUUCUUCUUUUCUUUUUCUUUUCUUUUUUCUUUCCUUCUUUUCUUUUUCCUUUUUCUUUCCCUUCCCUCUUCCUGCCUUUCUUUUUUCUUUCUUCCUUCUUUCCUUUCUUCCCUCCUUUAUUUUCUUCUCUUCUCCUUCCUCUUCCUUUCUUUCCCUCUUCCCUCCUUCCAUUUCUUUCGUUCUUCUUUCUUUCCUGUCUCUCUUCCUGCCUUCUUUUCUUUCUUCUUUCUUUCAUUUCCUUCUCUCAUUUCUUUCCCCCACCUUCCCUUAAUUCCUCCCUCACUCUUUUCCUUCCUCCCUUCCUCUCUCCAUUUUCUUUCUCUUCUUUCUUCAGCUUCCCUCCUUUCUCCUCUUUCUCCUUUCCUUACCUCUCUGGCUCUCCUGUUUUUUCGUCCCAUUUCUCCCCUGAGUCUUCUCUUAUUUCUGCUAUCUGGUUCUCUUCCCUCCCUCUCUGUCUUUCAGUUUUUCUUAGUCUACCGGUAGAAUAGCAACUCCCAACUUUAAUUCUGACAUCUCCCAAAAGUCUUCUCCACCCCCUGUCACCAUGGCCCCUUCCAGCCCCUCUCUCACUCGCGGCUCCCUAGACACCAGACUGUGUGGCCUGGAGGCAUUGCCCUUGGAGGUUGACCUGAGGGAACUUUCCUGGGCACACCCAAGGCCCUUUCCCAGGCUCCUGGUCCUAAGUGAGAAAUGGCCUUUUUCCCCCCAUUAAGUCACCAGCUGAGCUUGGGACAGUGGGGGAUCUGGUGGCCCCAGGCCCUAUCGGACUCAGAGUGCGGAAGGGGAAGAAGGAAGAUGACUAAUUACAUCAUCUCCAGCUUCCCUGGGCUGGGGACAAUUGUCCCCGACGCUGUUCCCAUCCCCACUGAGUAUUAGGAUGGGGGUGGGUGGUAGUGAGAGUGAAUUGGGUAACUGGGCUGGAAGUGAAAGUGUGUGCGCGGGGCGCUCGUGUGUGUUCGUGUAUGUGUGUGUGUGUGCCUGUGCGCGCUUGUGUUGGGCAGGUCCGGCUGUCAGUGGCCGCCUGGCGCCCCAGGCGCUCCAGCCUCCCGUCGCCGGCCGGCGCACUGAGCCAGCAGCCCCGGGCUUUAGGAUUUCUGAAAUGAGUGUGAGGAUUUCUGCGGAAAAGCGAAACUUUGUUAGGACAGGUCUUUAAGAAAACACCCCUCUUCCCUUUUUCACAGCGACCACCCGCGACAGUUCUGAGCCCCGCCCUCGGACCCUUCUCCACAUGCUUUUUGGUGGUGGGGGGAUGUGGCUUCCCAAGGCCAGGCACUCGCAGUUGGCCGGAGCGUGAGGGGUUCCUGGAGGGUGGCUGCUGCGGCGAGACGCCGAGCGUGUUUUCCAUCCAUUCCCACCUGCCCUGCUAGCUGAGACGUGAGAUUCGAGGGGUGCCGGAAUAGAACUGUGGGUUCUAUUCCGCGAAGGUGGGUUCACUUCAUCCACCGCUACUUUUCUUCCUCCCCACGCAGUGCGUGUCAGGUAGGAGUAAAUGUUUAUAGCGUUUCAUCUCGCGCGCAAAACCCAAACAAAACUUUCACACCUCUUCAGCGAGUUCUGAGGACGCACGCGUCCCUUGGCGGAGAGGACGAGGACAUGAGGGGACAUGUGCGUCCCGUUGUCAGCUGGGUCUAUGUAGCCUGAAGGGGCGUGAAGAGCGCCCACUGGAUGUUUUGGGGAAAGAGGAGCGGGGUGGGUCUGGCCCGGGCUCACUUUGAGAAGCAGCCGCCUUCCAAUCUGCGGAAAUCCAACUUCUUCCACUUCGUCCUGGCCCUCUACGACAGACAGGGCCAGCCCGUGGAGAUCGAGAGGACAGCGUUUGUGGGGUUCGUGGAGAAGGAAAAAGAAGCCAACAGCGAAAAGACCAAUAACGGAAUUCACUACCGGCUUCAGCUUCUCUACAGCAAUGGGAUACGGACGGAGCAGGAUUUCUACGUGCGCCUCAUUGACUCCAUGACAAAACAAGCCAUAGUGUAUGAAGGCCAAGACAAGAACCCAGAAAUGUGCCGAGUCUUGCUCACACAUGAGAUCAUGUGCAGCCGCUGUUGUGACAAGAAAAGCUGUGGCAACCGAAAUGAGACUCCCUCAGAUCCAGUGAUAAUUGACAGGUUCUUCUUGAAAUUUUUCCUCAAAUGUAACCAAAAUUGCCUAAAGAAUGCAGGAAACCCACGUGACAUGCGGAGAUUCCAGGUCGUGGUGUCUACGACAGUCAAUGUGGAUGGCCAUGUCCUGGCAGUCUCUGAUAACAUGUUUGUCCAUAAUAAUUCCAAGCAUGGGCGGAGGGCUCGGAGGCUUGACCCCUCGGAAGGUACGCCCUCUUAUCUGGAACAUGCUACUCCCUGUAUCAAAGCCAUCAGCCCGAGUGAAGGAUGGACGACGGGAGGCGCGACUGUGAUCAUCAUAGGGGACAAUUUCUUUGAUGGGUUACAGGUCAUAUUCGGUACCAUGCUGGUCUGGAGUGAGUUGAUCACUCCUCAUGCCAUCCGUGUGCAGACCCCUCCUCGACACAUCCCUGGUGUUGUGGAAGUCACACUGUCCUACAAAUCUAAGCAGUUCUGCAAAGGAACACCAGGCAGAUUCAUUUACACAGCGCUCAAUGAACCCACCAUCGAUUAUGGUUUCCAGAGGUUACAGAAGGUCAUUCCUCGGCACCCUGGUGACCCCGAGCGUUUGCCAAAGGAAGUAAUACUCAAAAGGGCUGCGGAUCUGGUAGAAGCACUGUAUGGGAUGCCACACAACAACCAGGAAAUCAUUCUGAAGAGAGCGGCUGACAUUGCCGAGGCCCUGUACAGUGUUCCCCGCAACCACAACCAACUCCCGGCCCUUGCUAACACCUCGGUCCAUGCGGGGAUGAUGGGCGUGAAUUCGUUCAGUGGACAACUGGCCGUGAAUGUCUCCGAGGCAUCACAAGCCACGAAUCAGGGUUUCACCCGCAACUCAAGCAGCGUAUCACCACACGGGUACGUGCCGAGCACCACUCCCCAGCAGACCAACUAUAACUCCGUCACCACGAGCAUGAACGGAUACGGCUCUGCCGCCAUGUCCAAUUUGGGCGGCUCCCCCACCUUCCUCAACGGCUCAGCUGCCAACUCCCCCUAUGCCAUAGUGCCAUCCAGCCCCACCAUGGCCUCCUCCACAAGCCUCCCCUCCAACUGCAGCAGCUCCUCGGGCAUCUUCUCCUUCUCACCAGCCAACAUGGUCUCAGCCGUGAAACAGAAGAGUGCUUUCGCACCAGUCGUCAGACCCCAGACCUCCCCACCUCCCACCUGCACCAGCACCAACGGGAACAGCCUGCAAGCGAUAUCUGGCAUGAUUGUUCCUCCUAUGUGAAAGAAUUGCCUUGAAGAAUUGUAUUAAUGAAGAGGUUGGAUUCUGCUACAGAGAGUAAUCUGAUACAAGUCCCAGAGUGGAACUUUUAACUCAGGCCUUUUUAAGAGGAAUCACAAUAACUGCAGAUUUUUAAACAAACAAAAUCACCGACCUUGCAAAUACUGAAAUUGGAAGAGGGAUCUGCAAGUGCGGGGUGUUGGUUAAAGUUGUACCCCCCAAGUAUUUGGGGGAUAUAUUUAUUCUGUAUUGACAAAAGCAAAUCCACUUUUUCUUUUUCUUUUUUUUUAAAGCUUAAUUCUGCAAUCAUUUGUCUUUUAUAAACCGUAAAGCUCUAUACAAGGGACACUAUAAAUAAGACUCCAUGUUUUAAUUUAUGAUGUUUUUAAAGCUGUGUAAAGGAAGAAUGAAGUGGUGACAUUUACAAAAAGGUAAAAAAAAAAAAAAAAGAAAAAAGAAAAAAAAAAAAGCUUGUAUGGGACAGAAUAGGAAUGCCAGUUAGAUUUUUUAGAAAAACUAAGGGUCGGCUUUUGCGCCUUAAAGCAUAUCAAAUGGUAGUUAGCUCAGACAGUGCAUUUUCAAUAUCUAACUUAACAUGCCACCCCUUAGCAGUGCAAGCUUAUUUAUCUCUUUUGUAUUGUUGUCUUAAGUAACUGUGUAAAUAAAUGCAGCCUGGAAAGUUAAAACGCGAUGUAAGUGAUCACAUUUUUCCCUCUACUCGAAAAUCCAGUGCCUCUAGACAGAUUGUUAAAACUGCAUAUUUAAAUCUGAUCUCAUUCUCUCCUUUUACUUAAGUCAGUUUCUUCUGAAGCCGAUGGCCUCUCGAGAGCUUGGUGGCACACAUACUGUGUGAGAAUCUCCUUUGAGACUUCAUGGAACAGGGUCCAGGCACAGAAUUCCACACUCUGCCCUCCAGUUAACAAGCCAAAACCUCACGUACGCUCCCCCAUUUGCAAGUUUAAAGUUUACUCAUCCUAAAUGCUGACUUCAUACCUAUCUUCCAAAAGUUGAUAAAAGCAACGUGGCAGGUAUUUUCGAUUUUCCCAUUCAAGAUACUGCCUCUAUCAGUCGACCCUUACCAUUUGUAAUAUAAUAGAUUAAAACAACAGGUUAAGUGCUUUGGAAUUAAGAGUUAAAGGGAACCCGAGGUGGGGAAAGGAAAAGAAGGUUGAGACCUCCAAAACAUAGUUUUCUGUUCUAUGGGAAUUUUUGCUCUCAUUAUCUGGGAAGUGUUCUUAAAAAUAAGAAUUAAUAGCAAAGAUGCAGCAAAGCUCUGAGGAUGCAUUUGCCUGAUAUUUUUUUCUUUGCUCUUGUGUUUUUGUAUGUAGUUAUAAAUACUGUAGAUUUUUUUUUGUGGUUUUUUGCCAAAGUUCUUGUUCUAUUUAUACAUUUUAAUGUCUUAAGACAUUUUUUCAAUAUCACAAAAAGAUUUUACUGCAUAUUUUGCAAAGAAAAAAAGCUCACUACCUUUAGCUUGCACAUACUUGCAAAGUUAAUUAAAAGGCUUUUUGUUUUAAAGGGGAUUUUGUAAAAUAUCCAUAUAAAUAAUGUAUUUAUCUUUCGAAUUUGUACAUUGCUUUUCCCUUCUUCCUCUUCCUUCCACCCCCAAUUUAUUUUAUUGUGUAUGUUUGCUAUGUGAAAAGUGCGUAUUUGUUUGGUCACCUACACUUGUAUUAGCUGCUUCAAUGUGAUUUUUAAACAUUUCAUUUAUAGUUAUUUUUAGUAUUGUUAUAAACCAUGCUUCAGUUUUUUUAAUUUCCACCCAAAAGUCAUUGUCUAUUUUUGUAUUAUUUGUAAGUUAAGAAGUUUUUUCCAAUAUAUGGCAAAAAAAAUAGUAGCAUAUUAUUCUUGUAGUAUUUAGUUCAGUAGAUUAAAAAAAAAAUGUAUCCUUUGCUUUGGAAGCUUACAAAACAACCCUAAUGCUGUUUUACUCUAUUAAUAUGCAUGGAAUCUCUCCCUUUGGAGUGACGCAUUUUGUGCAUUAAAUUCUAGGGAGAAACUUCAUAGAAAUCAAUGAACAUACUUUCUUUCUUAAGUCUGCUUGUAUAUUUUCUCUGUCUUUCACAUAAAUAUAAACCAGCAGAUUGGAUGCCUUAACAAUGCAAAUCAUAUUCAUUUCACUUGUACAUUGUAACUGUGCACCAGAACUGUCAGUCAUCACUAACAUUCUAAGAAAAAAGAAAAAGAAAAAAAGAAAAAAAAAAAGAAAUCGAAAAGCACAAAAGAACUGUUUUGUUACCUUAAGACAAUGUAACUUUUUCUAGUAGAGCAAGAAAUCAUUUACAACAAUGCUGCAACUGUGCAUGCCCCCAUAUGGAUUUUGCAAUGGUUUUCACUAGACUGUCAAGAGUGCGAUUUUUAUGGGUUGGGGUGGGUGGGGGAGGGGAGUUAUGGGAGGGUAAGGGAGGGAGGAAAGCUGUUUUUCAUGGUGAGAAAUAAUAAUGAUGACUAAUAAUAAUAAAAAAACUGGAAAAUGUAAGCAAGGUGGACGCAUUGCUUCUCGGUACUCAGAAAGGUUAUCUGAAUUUGCGUGGUAAGCGCUGGCCUGAAGAUGUACACAAGUUAAAGCCAUAUUUUGUCUGGUGAGCCCCUUAACUGUUUCUGAAGGAAUGAAUGGUGAGCCGGGAAGGUGUCCGGCUUAGACCUUGACAACAGACGCUACCCAUUUGUCAGCCAUGUGCAGUGGUUAGAACUCUUCUUGAAAGUCCAAAGAGCCUUUAAAAUGUGUAUAAUUUGUGUUUCGUUGCUUCUAUUUCUAUUGAUUAGAUGAAACGACAUUCUGGCCCUCUGAUCCUCUUUCUUCUCCACAAAAGUUGUUUUACAAAUAAAAGAUGUUCCCCUAAAUACAGAAUAUGGCUUUAAGAAGAAAAUGAAAUGAAGAAUUAAAUUAAGAGUUCAGUGUUGGGGGAAAAAUAGAGCUUCUGGAUGACUGGAUUGCAUAACAGUGCCCUGGCCUCACAUUGUACUAGGAUGCAGCUUAAAUGAAGUCAUCUCUAAAUCUACUAACCUUUCACCUUCUUAUCAAAACUUUUUCAAUAGACACACACUGUACAGUUCAAUUGUUAGAGAACCUAACUACUGUAGAGAUUGUUAUAAUUUUUUUUUUUUUGCAAAAAUUCAAGCUGUAAAAACUUUUCAACUUUCACAAUAUUUAAUUAAAGUUACUUCCUGUCUGUGA